AUGUUCAAAAUUUUUCUGAUUUUUCUGCUCAAAAAUAUUUCAACUUCUAUCGAUUACUACUACGAGGCUGAAAUGUUGUAUCAAUGUCUUCUCAACACACCAGGUCACAAUCUAUCAUCUCUAAUCACAAUUAUUUAUGAGAAGAAGUACGGUGAACGACACAAAUUGAUAAAGAUUUUUGAAAGAUUAUAUGGUGAAGAGAUGUAUGAAGAGUUAUGGGAUAGGUUAGAUUCCUUGGCACCAAGGGAACUAACAAUGGGAAUAAUUGAUAAUACUCCAACCUAUUAUGACGCUAAAGUAUUGGUUUUCGCAUUAACUGGUAUUGAUUAUGAUCUAGAUCCUUUUUGGCAACAAGAACAGCAGGAAGAUCAGAAAAGCUUAUAG
Molecule: messenger RNA, 384 nt
Organism: Caenorhabditis angaria
Lineage: Eukaryota; Metazoa; Nematoda; Chromadorea; Rhabditida; Rhabditidae
Source: the annotation of a GenBank genome assembly